GCCCUUAACGGGUCCCCGAGGUCGCUUACCGGGUUCAGCCCACGCUCCCGUCCAAUUCUCCAAUCGAGCCCACCCUCCUCUCCUCCAAUCCAAAUCGCCGCCUCCCACCACCAAUCUGUCUGUCUCAUCACAUGGCUGCGCCCCACUCGGCGGCGGGGCCGAGUUUUCCGGCCGCCUAGCGAUCGGCUCAGGGGAUUCCGGUGGUGUGCUCCGGGUCGCCUUGUCGGAGUUCUUCGGUGUUGGGAUCAGGUUCGGCGAUCGCCGGCGGGCGGAUGGACGUUGACGGUCGCCUCCGGCGCGCGCUCGCCGCCUUCGGAGGCGGAGACGUGUGGGACCUCGUCGACGCCGCGCUCGCCGCGGCGGCGCCAGCCGAGCUCCGCGCGCGCCGCGACGGCAUCGUAGAGCGGCUCUACGCCGCGGGGCGCUGCCGUAACUGCGACGACCCUGAGCGUCCACUGCAGCAGCAGCCACCGCGUCAGCCGGCCGAGGCGGCGUCUCCGGCCUCGCAAGAGGCGGUGGAGGAGGAUGCAUACGUGGAUGGCCUCGGCGAGGACGAGGAGGCUGGCUUGGAGAGCAAGAUCCUGGCGAUCAGGGACUUCCUGGAGGACCCCGACCAGUCGGAGGACGAGCUGGUCAGCCUGCUGCAGAACCUGGCAGACAUGGACAUCACCUACAAGGCUCUCCAGGAGACGGACAUUGGCCGGCAUGUGAAUGGCCUGCGCAAGAACCCUUCAGGCGAGGUCCGGCAGUUGGUGAAGCUACUCGUCAGGAAAUGGAAGGAGAUAGUGGACGGCUGGGUGCGGCUCCACAACUCCAGUGGCAGCUCGAUCCUAUCUGAUGGUGACUCGCCCGAGAAUACCCAAGCCCAAGGCAAAAGCUACCAAAAUGCUCAGGUUUCAGAUUUCAAAUAUUCGCCCAGCCCACCACCACAGAGGCAAAAUGGUUUGAGCUCAGAGCGAUCUAGGUCUAAAUCUAGCAAUAACAGUAACAAUGGAUUUGAGGCGACAAUGGAGAAGCGUAGAGCAAGCCCUGCUCCCACAUAUCAUAUGAAACCGAACAACAGCAGCAACUAUUCAACUACUUCGUCAUCUGCUCCAGCUAGGACAAUAAGGGAACCGAAGGAUAAUAAUUUGGAUCUUGAGAAGCUCGAUUCGGCCAGAAAGAGGCUUCAUGAAAAUUACCAGGAAAUACAAAAUGCAAAAAAGCAGAGGACAAUGCAGGUGUUGGAUAUCCACGAAUUACCAAAGCCAAAAAAUAAAAACACCUUCAUCCGCAAGGGCGGCGGAGGUGGCCUCCCAGGACGACGUUGACCUAUCUGACCUGACCAACAUGCAAAUUCGUAGCCAUGAAAAGGUCAAAAUGAAAAUUAAAUGAGAAUAUGGAAGGUUUAUGUUUAUUCUUUUGGUUUAGUAUCAGCACUGUUAAGUUGCCACUGGUCGUGUUCCACUAAAAUGUUGUCCAGAAUAUCACGCUAAGGUUGUGGUUCUUCUCUCAACAAGGGAAAAUAACAAAGGUUAUAUAUAUUACGCAUUUCUGUUGUAGGCUUGUAUCUUUCUUUUAAAAGUUCAUUUUAUAAUCUGAAACAUUAUAAUAUAGGAUUGAUGUUGCCAUUA
Lolium rigidum is the source of this 1613-nucleotide messenger RNA. RefSeq names its product probable mediator of RNA polymerase II transcription subunit 26c. The coding region runs from base 273 to 1310 and encodes 345 amino acids. The record is from RefSeq and is a predicted model, not a curated record. Gene Ontology annotation, cellular component: nucleus. Lineage: Eukaryota; Viridiplantae; Streptophyta; Magnoliopsida; Poales; Poaceae. The transcript has 9 exons.